Messenger RNA from Ostreococcus tauri, 2841 nucleotides. RefSeq names its product Helicase, C-terminal. Gene Ontology annotation, biological process: mRNA splicing, via spliceosome. The record is from RefSeq and is a predicted model, not a curated record. Bases 1 to 2841 code for a protein of 946 amino acids. Gene Ontology annotation, cellular component: nucleus. The transcript has a single exon. Gene Ontology annotation, molecular function: ATP binding; RNA helicase activity; nucleic acid binding. Lineage: Eukaryota; Viridiplantae; Chlorophyta; Mamiellophyceae; Mamiellales; Bathycoccaceae.
AUGGCGGAGAACGACGUCGCGAUGGACGCGGACGUCGCGGAGACCGAACAGCGCGUCAAGGCGGAGCGAGAGAAGAGAGAGGAGAGGGAGAAGAAAGAAAGGGAGGAGAAGGCUGAGGCCGAGAAGGGCGUCGAGGCGAUGGAGGUAUCGGAGGAGGAUGCGUUGCUGGCUUCGUUCGCGGCGGCGGCCAAGGCUGCGGCAGCCCGCGUGGCGGCGACGAUCACGAACGGUGCGUCGACGUCAGGGCAGACUUCGACUCCAAUUGCGCUCGGAGCGAAUAAGUCGCUCAUCGCGAGCAUCGCUCGUCCCGUGGUGCCGUCGCAGCGCGCGGCGUACGUUCCGGUGAAAAAGGCGAGGCGCGCGACCAAGCGCGCUCGAGCGCUCGAUGACGUCUUCGAACAGAGCGACGACGAGGGCGAAAACGAUAGCACCGUGAAAAAAGAUGCAGCCGACGGUGAUGUGGCGAAAGCGAGUGAAAACGCGGACGAAGUCGCCGCGGAGGAGGACAUCGAUGACGACGACGACGAAGCCUGGGCGCAAAGGCAGCAAGCCAAGCUCAGCAAGACGGAGAAGCUCGGCAAGGUCAAUCACGACGAAAUCGAUUACGAGCCGGUGAAGAAGGAUUUUUACAUUGAAUCGAAAGAGAUUUCUUCCAUGACCAAGGCGCAAACGCGUGCACUUCGAGCGGAAUUGGAUGGGAUUAAGUGUCGAGGGAAGAAAGUUCCCAAACCCAUCAAGACGUGGGCGCACGCAGGUCUGAGCGGACGCAUACACGAGCUCAUCCGACGCUGUGGCUUCGAGAAGCCGAUGCCAAUUCAAGCUCAAGCGCUGCCGGUGAUUAUGUCCGGGCGCGAUUGCAUCGGGAUCGCCAAAACGGGGAGUGGGAAAACCCUGGCGUACAUCCUACCGAUGUUGCGACACAUCAACGCGCAGGAACCGCUCAAGAAUGGUGACGGUCCAAUUGGUAUGAUCAUGGGACCGACCCGCGAGCUCGUUACGCAAAUCGGAAAAGAAGCGAAGCGCUACGGCAAAGCGUUGGGGUUCAACGCCGUCAGUGUGUACGGUGGCUCGGGAAUUGCGGCGCAAAUUGGCGAAUUGAAGCGAGGCGCGGAGAUUGUCGCGUGCACGCCCGGUCGUAUGAUCGACAUCCUGACGACGGGCGGCGGCAAGAUCACGAAUCUUCGCCGCGUGACGUACAUAGUCCUCGAUGAGGCGGACAGAAUGUUCGACAUGGGUUUCGAACCUCAGAUCACGCGCAUCUUGGCGAACCUCCGUCCCGAUCGUCAAACUGUCAUGUUCAGCGCGACGUUUCCGCACACGAUGGAAGCGCUCGCGCGCGCCGCUCUGGAAAAUCCAGUCGAGAUUCAAAUUGGCGGGAAAUCCGUCGUGAACUCGGACAUCGAUCAGGUCGUGGAGAUUCGUCCCGAGGAGGACCGCUUCCUUCGCGUCCUCGAGCUCCUGGGAGAGUGGUGCGAGCGCGGGAAGAUUAUCAUUUUCGUCGCGAGCCAGGAUAAAGCCGACUCGACGUUCAAGGAAUUGCUCAAGAGCGGCUAUCCGUGUCUCAGCUUGCAUGGGAGUAAAGAACAGAGCGAUCGCCACAGCACAAUCUCGGACUUCAAGUCUGACGUCUGUAACAUUCUCGUUGCUACUUCGGUCGCCGCUCGUGGCCUUGACGUGAAGGAUCUGAGACUUGUCAUCAACUACGACACACCGAACCACUUGGAGGACUAUGUGCAUCGCGUCGGACGCACCGGUCGCGCUGGACAAAAGGGAACCGCGGUGACCUUUAUUUCGGAGGAUGAGGAGAAGUUCGCGCCGGAUUUAGUCAAGGCACUGAAGGAUUCGAAGCAAACUGUGCCGCGAGACGUCCAGAGGCUCGCGGAUGAGUUCACGCGCAAGCGAAAGGAGGGUCUCGUUGGAGCUGCUGGUUCCGGUUUCGGCGGGUCGGGCUUCAAGUUUGAUCAAGGCGAACAUGAUGCGCUCAAGAAGCAGAAGCGCGAUGCUGCUCGCGCGGCGGGUCUGGAAAUCGACGACAGUGAGAGCGACAGUGAAGAAGAGCCCGUCUUCGGCGGCGAUGCAGGCGAGGAUGAGGGCCCAAUUUACGCCUCAGUGGGUCCGUCUGGGCAGGCGGCGGCGCAAGCGCAAGCGGCAGCGGCGCAAGCUACGGCUACCGUACAAGCGGCGGGCGCAGUGCCCGCAAAUGGAGCACCGCAACAGCAGCAACCCUCGAACGCGCUCGCCACCGCAGGCGCUCACGCGGGUAUGACGCCUGCGCAAAUCGCUCAGGCGGCGGCGCAAUCCGUCUUUGCCAAGAUGAAGGCACCAAAAACGGGCGGAAUCAGACAGACCAAUCCGGGUGGUGCUCAGUCGCAAGCCGUCGCCGGGUCUCGCGGGGGCGUGGACAAAGCGAUCGCUCUCGCGCAAAGUUAUGCUCUCGCGCACGGAGUUAGUGAGGGCACCGCGAGGGCGGCGGCGCUCGCGGCGGCGCUCAAUGCACAGCACGCCAAGCCCACGGCGUCAUCCGCUGCCACUGGAUCUCACUUUGAGACGGAGCUCGAGAUCAAUGAUUUCCCCCAAUUCGCGCGAUAUAAGGUUACGCAAAAAGAAACUAUUGCGCAAAUCAUGGAGAUGACAGGCGCCGCGGUCACAGCCAAGGGUCAGUACGCCCAGCCCGGGCGUCCGCUCGCGCCGGGCGAUAGAAAACUCUACCUUCUCAUCGAAGGUCCUUCCGAGCGCGUUGUCAAGGAGGGCAAAAACUACGUGAAGCAAAUCAUCGAGCAAGCCAUAGCCAAACAGGCAUUGCCAGGUGGGGGACAACCACAAGGUAGAUAUCGCGUAUAG